AUUAAAAAUAGUCUGUGAUGUGUACUGCUCUUGCUGCUGCUCUUUCGGUGCUGCUGCUGUAGCUGUAGCUGUUGCUGUUGCUGCGUACACACAACACACGUAGGAAACACUACCAUGUUGACUACACUCUACACUCUAAAUAAAAAGUGCAAGCGAGAUGGCUAUUGCUACUAGAAUCAUUGUAUACAACAUCUUACAUAUACAUGAACAACAAGAAGAAGAACAAGAACAUCAACAACAACAACAACAACUGUCUGGCCUAAUAUCAAAGACGACGAAUUCAAUUUGCUAUAAAGAAGGCAGAGCACACUUUUGCCCAUCGCCAGCAGUUUCUUCAGCUUCGCCAGCUUCUGCUUCAGCUUCACAUUAUCCAAUGGCUGCUCACGUGGAUUUCGAUUUCGAAUUCGAAUUCGAUUGCAGUGUGAAAGCUUGCAUGCUGUAGACGGGGGACACAGGACAAACAGACAGACAAAGCAUUAGCCUUUUACAUGCCCCCAUUGACAUGGACACCAGCAACACACAGUUAAGUGCAGCAACAACGCCCGAGUUAAAGUCGUCGUCAUCAUCGUCGUCGUCGUCGUUUGCUAACUGCAGCCUGCUAGCGGAGACAACAACCACAGCAGGAGCAACUACAGCAACAUCAGCAGCAGUCGCCGCAUCAGAAGCCGCAUCAAUCUUGCAACAGCAACAUGAAUCGACAACACACAAGCGUGCAACGUCGCAAGGAUUUAAUGCAAGUGCAAGUGCAACUGGAACGCAGACAGCAACGACGAUAGCAACGAAUACAACGGCUGCCACGGCCUUGAACCUGCCACCGCCUACAUCAAUGUCAAUGCCAAGUGAUGACGCUCUAUUGACUUGUCCGCCGCCAUUUACAACAGCAACAACUGCAACAUCAGCAGACUUACAAGCAACUGGAAUAACAGCAGCACCAGCAACAGAAGCAAUCAAUUGCACGUCAAGUGCGUCUGCAACACUUUGUGCUAGCGAUUUUGACUCGGACACCGAGCUAUCAAUUGUUGCAGCAGCCGCCACACAAGCGGCAACAGCAGCAGCAGCCGCAGCUGGCACACUUGCUGAUCACCCAACAACGCCGCCACCGCAUCAAGUUGCAGGCGCAACGGGAACGGGGACAGCAGCAUUGACGGCGACAACAUCGUCGUCGUCGAAUGCAAUUGGAACAGCAUCAAUCAAUGGCCACAGCAGCAAUGCUGCAGCUGGAGGAGCAACGCAUCCAAGUCUAAACACCAAACAACAGCGCCAACAGAAGCGACGUCGCGAGCGUGCGCAGCGCCUGCAGGCAGAGCGCGAUUCAAGUCGCAGUAGCAGCAACAACAUCAACAACAAUUCAGCAAGUGUUUUGAGCGCCGCCAAUUUGAUUGCAGGCGCAACUGUUGUCAGUCUGGGCAUGGUGACCACAACAACGACAACAACUAGCGGCAAUAACAACAGCAACAAUAAUAAUAAUGCUGGCCUUGCGCCCGCCAUGCUCUUGGCCAACAACAAUAACAACAGCCACAACAACAAUCACAACCACAACAAUAAUGUUUUGGGACCCGGCAACAAUGCCAUGCUAUAUCAUUUGAACAGUGCCGGCAGCAUGGGCGAAGACAGCAACAAUUCGAAUGGUAACUUCACCAGCAGCAGCAAUGGUAGCAACAAUCUGUUGCCGCCCACAGACAGCAUUGCAUCGCUACUCCUGAAUCCACCGCAUUCGCCCGAAUGCAACUCUGGCCUUAUGGCCUCGCCCAGCGACAGCGAAGGUGAAUCUCUCGAUGAGGAUCUGCUGUCGACGUCAUCGUCGUCCACGCUGUUGCUGCCGCGCGAUAAGCCUCCGCCAAGACCGCCACCUCCGGUGCGCCGCAAGUUGCCGCGUUCGCCGGUGCUGGAGGAGGAGAUUAUCGAUGGAUUUGCCAUAUUAGAGUUCAAAACGUAUGAAGAUCUUGAGUUCGCAAUCAAAUUGGGCCAAAAACGCAAAGAGAAACGUCUGUCGGCUCUGGAAGAGCUGACGUGCACGUAUAGCAUCGAGGAAAUGAAAAUGCCAAAGAUCAUCGAUACAGGACAACCUCACCCGCUUCGCACCAGCAAUAACCUGUCCAAUAACUUGAAGGAAAUUAACCAUCAUCAUCAUCCACGGGCCGUCAACAUUGGCAGUGCAAUUGUAGUUACUACUACUAACAGCAGCAGCACCACAACUAAUAUUAAUAUUAAUAAUAAUAAUAAUAACAACAGUAGUACGGCAUAUACUGCGGUUCCGAUGGCGCCCGAGUCUGAAGCUGAGGUAUCCUGGACUGGAGAUCAUCAAUCGUAUCGUCAUCAGCAAGAGCAACAGCAGCAACAGUCCCAGCAGCUAACUGGCAGUGCCAGAAAUAAUAAUAAAAGCAGUAAUCUAAGCAUUAGUCAUAAUACCAAUGCUAAUCAAAAUGAAAUUAGUAAUAACCAGCACAUGGGCCAAUCCAAGCAAACGGAGUCGCCGUCUGUCAACUCUGUGAACAACUGCUGUAAUGCAUCGAUCUCCGAGGCAUCCCUAUUGGAGAAUGGCAAUGACAAACCGAUGGCAGAUCGGGAUAUCACAUUACCAUCGUCGAUGUCCGUUGGUUUCGUUGUGCCAGACAAGGAGCUGAGUAGUGGAAAUGCCGCAAUCAAUUCUCAAAAUUCCAACAGCAAUGUUAAUCAUCCAACAACAGAAUAUCUUAGCAGAAAAGGCACGAAAUCAACAGAUUCUUCGACAGCAGUUAAAAGUCAACUGAGUGCCAUGCUCUCAUCGUCAUCGUCAUCAUGCCCAAAAAUCAAAAAGCUUAACAACUUUGAAAGCAACGAAGGCGAUGUGGUUGCAUCAGCAGCAGCAGCAACAGUUGAGGCCGCCGGACUGACGCUGCAACUUCAAGACUUUGCGAAUGGCUCAACGCAAGUCGUUGAGACCACAAGCAUUCUACUUAAGAAAGAACACGAUGUGAACGAAGCAUUUACUGAUGUUUCAGAGCAUUGCAAUAGCAACAACAAAGAAACUAAUAUCUGUGAUACAACUCAAGGCGAAAGUACGAGUUCGGAAAACUUGAUUGCUUUCGUUUUUCCUUCAACACCAUCCCAUGUUGCGAGUAUUUCACCCAGGCAAGCCACCACGUGCAAGUCAUCCGAAUAUCUUCUACAAGCGCAAACGAUUCCAACUGAAUCUGCGACCGGUGACAGCGAUCUCUCGAAGACAUCUGCAGCCGCUUUAUCAACGUCAGAAAUAAGUCAGGCGUCGAAUUCAACUAUAACGUGCACAGAAGCACUUGGGUCCCAUACAAUUAUUAAGAAGAAUGGUGGCAGCAGCGGAAACAGCUCGUCUUCGGAUAGCAGUUUACAACAGAAAAGCGUCAGCGCAACAAAUUCUGCAGUUAUAUCGACGAGCUCAAUGUCAGAGACCGGUGAUAGUUUACACUUACCGUCAAGUUCAGAUAAUCUAUUGGAUGUCAAAAUGGUCCAUCAACCUACGGCGGCUUCCAUUUCACAAGUGUCCAACGCUAGUGUCUCAUCAGUUGGUUGCGAUUCGCACAUAACAUCGGCCUCAUCUGGACAGGGUAGACUUGGUCAAUCGUCGUCAGCAAAUGCUCAAGAAAUGAUGCUAAGCGCCAAGAUGGUAACAUCGUUAGGCAUCGAAGCUGUUGUGCCGCCACGACCCACAAUUCCACAACUGUUGACUGCCAGCAAUCCUUUGACACCAGUUUCUGUGGCACAAUUGCAGGGCAGUACGUUUGGCGAGCGAACGUCGUCUAGCAUGAAAUCAAAUGAUAAAUCAAUGAUAUUGAGCGCAGAUGGGAAUAAUACGACGCCAGUUCCCAUCGAUUUGCAGAAGAAUCCAUCUGCUAUAAUGCCAGUGUCGAUGCCAACGAAUCCAGUCGCCAAUGGAUUCCUCGCGGGCUAUUGUGCGCCGGUCAGUUGCAGUGCACCAUCAGCGGUUUUAUCACUAUCAGGAAGCAAGGGGCUUUCAGUACCAAUGACCUCGUUGCCACAAAAUACAGCCAGCAGUAGCAAUUCGAUUGCGACAGCAGCAGCUGUAGUUGCCGCCUCUGCUGGUAUCACUAAGUCGCCAUUUAAUACGGGAAUGGGUCCCGUUGUUGGAUCUGCAGUUGGCUCGUCAUUGGUUUUUCAUGGUGGACCACCACCACCAAUGCCCCACUUAGGAGGUGCUGGUGGACAUCCAAUGCUAAUUCAAUCGACGCCAUAUCGUACACCUUAUGCGAACUAUUCGCUGUAUGCACCGUAUAAUAGUGUAGCACACGGCCAUGGACAAUAUCUGCCGUCGGUGCUACCAAUAGUGGCUCCAAACACAUCAUCAGCAUCUUCACCCCACCGCAACAGCAGCAGUCGAGAACCGCAACCUCCGCCGCCGCCGCCGCCAUCAGGAGCGGGAGCGGGAGCGACACCACUGAAAGCACCAGUAACAAGUACAACGACAUCACAGCAUCAGCAGCCGCCACAGCAGCCGCAGCAGCAGCAGCUGAACGUCAGUGGGAUUUCAGUAUUGCGACCUGUUACACCACUUGGUGGCUAUGUGAUUAGCAGUAGUGGGGCAACAACAACAACAGCAGCAACCACAACUGCAUCAGUACCUUUGGUAAACUCGACUCAUCCUCCUCAUCCCCACCCACACAAUUUAUCGGUAUACGCGGCAGGAGGUGUCUUUGGUGUAUCAUCAACAACGGGGCCAGCAAUCACAACAACAGCAACACAACUGUCAGCACCCGUCGUAACGUCCGUUGACGUUACACAGCAACCGCAAUUACUUCCAUCUGCACCACCUGCAUCGCAAAUGCUCUCACAAUCCGGUUAUCCUUCUGCCCAUCAUCUGACGCCACAAUUGCUGACAUCAUAUUCACAGUUUGCACCACCAGCAGCGCCACCAACACAACAACAUCAGUCGUCAUCGGUGCGCUGUAGUACCACUUCAGCAAUGAGCACUGGCAACAACAACUAUAGCAACUCUGUUGUCACUGUACAAAAUGUAAUGACAACGAUGUCAUCAACAUCGUCAAUAAAUACGCCAAUAGCAGCGUCAUCAUCUUCAUCUGUGAUCCAAAAAACUCUUUCACCCAAAAGCGACAGUCCUAGCCGAGAUCGGGACGUCAAUUACAGCAUUUCAAGCGUUCGCCCAAACAAUACCGUAUCGAUGGCUGGCGCACCUCAAGGCAUCACGUUAGGCCCGCAGUUCUGUGGCCUAAUGCCAUCGACACCUAUUAGUGGUGGCGCCUCCGUAUCAUCGACGACUGCGUUAUCAACUGCCACAACUCAUUCGGUUUUAGCAGUUACCGGUCCCAAUAUAGCCAAUUUUUCUCCAAAGACAGGGCUGUGGCUAAACUCCCCAGUUAUGCAUCCUUCAGUAAUUCCUCCUCCAUGUGCAUCAUCAGUGCCAAUUGUGUCGAGUGGCAACGUUCGACCAUCACCUUCCCCACUGAGCUCUGGAGCUGUAGUUGGAACACCAACGAGAGUUAUUGGAAAUGCAUUUUCACCACACGCCUCAACUCAUUCCAGCACUGUCGGCAGUGGAAAUCCCUCAGCACCAGGAAAUUUUCAGUCAACCUUCUUCGCAACACCAUUGGCACCGCCGCUUUCAUCUUCAAUUACACCCACAUCUAUACCUAUGGCUAUUAGCAGUAGUUCCGUGACGAUGUUGCCCAUGGUGUCUCACACCUCGGCAGUCAUCGCAACGAUAACAACAGCGACAACGACAACAUCGUCGGUUACAACUGUGGGCACAGUGCAGUCCACAGUUCCGACCGUGUCGAGUGCAGUCACGCCCACAGCUCAUCCCUUUUCGGCCGAAUCUCUCUUUCAACCAAGCAAAAAUGAUCAAGCAGACUUAUUGCGUCGCGAACUCGAUAGUCGUUUUUUGGAUCGUUCUGGCUUGACCCAACCGCCACCACCACCAACAUCUUCGUCAACAUAUUUACGACAAGAGCUGCACCAUCAUCAACACCAGCAUACGCAUCUGCAUCAACAUCCACCACAUCCACAGAUGCUGCCAACAGCAGCAUCUAUGUCGGCCGCUGCUAAUACUAUUUUGCCUCAAACACCGCCAACGUCAGCGCAAAUAUUUCCACCACCACUAUUUAAAGACAUUCCGAAAAUUCCCGCUGUCGAUCCACAAUUUUAUCGUGCUGGCAUCGGACUACCUCCUGGGUAUACCGGUUAUAGUCCAGCAGGGCUGCUGCAUUCUGGAUUGGGUGGACCUACUCCGUUCAUGCCGCCAAACCAUUUGACCUCAUUUGCUCCCAAGAACACUAUGUCGCUACCUUCAGUGUCCCCUACUAUAAUACCAUCGAUCUCUAACCCCUCCAAGGUCCUCCCGCAGCGAGUGAAAACUGGACGUUGGAAUGCUAUGCAUGUCCGCAUUGCGUGGGAAAUUUACUAUCACCAAAACAAGCAAAGUUCGGAGAAAUUAGUGUGUUCCGCUUCCAUUGUUGGCCCAAGUCAUAGUAGCUGCAGUAGCAGCAUCAGCGUCAACUCUGGUUCAUCUGGUGCACCUGGCAAUGCGAGUAAUAUGGUCGGCAGUGGAGGAUCAGCCAGUGGCAGUGGCUCCGCUAGCAACAUUGUCACAUCUGUUGCGAAUGGAAACGUGAUGGCAGCAGGCGGACCAUCGCCAGCAGCACUUGGCAUGAAAUCGUCUCCGGCAUUGGCUUUAAGUACAGCGUCCCCGCAUUUACUGCAUCGUUCUGGUGAAUUGCCUGCAGCUGCAACAUACGCUAGAUCGCCAUUUGAGGCUUCGCCUCUAGCUGCAAGUUUUAUUGGAGCACCACCUAGUCAUAUUGGUACAGCAGUUUCCCCUUUUGGACGGUACGUUGGAUCGUUUGGUUUUGGAGGUCUGACACAUUUUGGACGCGAUAUUUCUGUCGGUGGACAUUUAGACGCAUGGAGAACAAGUUCUGUGCCACGCUCUGUAGCGUAUCAUCCUACAGUUACAUCUGGACCAAGUGGUUGGCCAAUUAAAACGGAUCCUGCUUUGGAGAAUGCACGUCGCGAGGCCGAAGAACGAGAACGGGAACGCGAGAUAAGAGAACGCGAGCAGAGAGAACGUGAGCGUCAGCGACGAGAACGUGAGGAACGCGAACGGAAGGAGAAGGAAGAGAAAUUGAAGCGUGAGCAGCAGGAGCGUGAAAGAGAGCGAGAACGUGAACGGGAGCGCAAAGAGCGCGAGCGACGUGACAUCGAGCGCCGUGAAAUGGAACGUGAACGUUUAAUGCAGCAACAACGAAUCAACGAAAGCAACAAACAGGCAUCAGCUGCAGCAGCGUCGUCAGCAACAGCACGGGAUCGUUCACCUCAUCGCAGCAUCGGCAGCAUUGUUGGUGAGCACAAUACGGAGAUCCGCAUUAAGGAGGAACAUCCGCGUAGCACCAAAGAGGAACAGGAUGUGAUGCUUAUGCGUGCAUCGGCUGCGGCUGCUGCUGGUGUUGCCGUAGGCGAUCCGCGCUAUCAUCCAUCAUCGUUGGCAGCGGCACAGGCGGCGAAUGCUGCGAUAGCAACAGCACAUCAUCAUGCCAAUUUCAUGGUUUCGACAGGUCGGCAUGGGCCACCGCAUGGAUUACCACCGUCAUCAGCGUCUCAUUUGUCGCGCAACAUGAUGCCUCCCACAUUGGGUGUUGGUGGACCUCUCGCUCAUUUUGCCCCACCUGUACCACCGCCAUGGGGCAUUGAUGCAUACCGCGAUCCCUAUGGUCCAAUCUUGCGUUACAACCCCAUCAUGGAGGCAGCGUUUCGUCAUGAAGCCGAAGCAGAACGGCAAAAAGUCUUAAGUAUCUAUGCAGCACAAUCUGCGGCUCACUUGCGGGGUAAAGAACCAAGUCCCAUACCUCCGCCAUCGAUGGGCCCAUUGGGUCCACCUCCAACGCAUCUGCGUAUGCAGCCACCGCCACCAAGUGUUGGUCUAAUGUCAUCAUCAACUGCGCCACAGCCGCCUUCGCAACAAUGUCAGCAACCGCAAUUGUCGACAAUGGGAAUGGGGAAGGCGGGACCAGGAGGCGCGCCCGGUCCGCCAACGAUGAAUAUGGCUGUACAGCAUAUGAUAUCAGUUGAUCCUUUGAAAAAGGAACCUGAUCAUACCAUUGGUAUCGUAGUGAGUUCACCUGGGACAGGUAUUAGUCAUGGUGCUGUACCAACAAGCGUCAUAGGCAUACCAUCGGCUGCUUCUCCAGCAACGCCAAGUCGAUGAUAACCUAUUACAAAUAUGAAACUGAUACCUAUAGAAAAAUAAAGAAGUUUUGUCAAAUUUCAAGCACUUCCAUUUUUGUCAAUAUUUGAAUUUGUAUUCUGCUCUUUGUCCCUACCUCCACUCAACAACAACAACAACACAUCUGAGCCUGACAAACAAAAAAAAAAAAAAAAACAAACACCAAGAUAGUAAGCGCAACGCUUUUGUAAUAUAAAAAGAAUGAACGAUAAAAAUAUAUAUUUUAAUUUAAUUUUAAAGUUGCAAGAUGAAAUAUGAUAUAAACAGAACAUAUUUUACCUACUGAUCAAAAAACAAAAAAUAAAAGGAAUCCACGGUCAUCAAAAAAAGAUCCACUUGUUCUAAGAUUAUAUUUAUGCGAGCCAUAAACUUUCGCAACAAGUUGCUUCCCACUUACGUCUACCCGCAGCGACAGGCACAUACUCGUAUACAUACAACUAUAUAUUAUAUGUAUUAUAUAUAUACAUAUAUGUAUAGUACUUUUAUGUAUAUGUAUAUAUAUACAUAUAUGUAUCUAGUACUCUUAUGUAUAUGCAUAUAUAUAUAUAUUAUAUAUAAAAUAAGACUUUAAAUUUAUAUAAAAACAAACACCGAAUACCUAUUAGUUUAAUUAGAUAUUUAGAUUUGCAUAUAAAUAAUAGAGCAUUUGUAUUAUUUGUAUAAUUCGUGGACAUAAUUAUACUCAAAUGUACAUAUAUAUAGCAUAUAACAUAUAGGCAUACAUAUUAUAUAUACACGCAUGCAUACGUAACAAGAUACAAUUUGAUAAUAAUUAAAACAAAAAACAAAAAAAAGCAAAAAACACAAAAAAACAAAAAACAAUUGUUGUAUGGUACAUUUAGCAACUUGUGGAAUCAUACAAUACCAUUCCAAUCGUGCAUUAUAUGUUUCCAUAAGUAAUUUCAUGUAUGCCGGUAAUGUAUAUAAAUAAAUUUAAAGAUAUUGAUAAUAGAAACAUUGCUAAUAAUUCAACAAAA
This is a messenger RNA of Drosophila albomicans, 9186 nucleotides long. It is a transcript of the gene tay, whose product is annotated as mucin-5AC. The record is from RefSeq and is a predicted model, not a curated record. Bases 503 to 8191 code for a protein of 2562 amino acids. The transcript is spliced from 15 exons. NCBI's taxonomy places the organism in Eukaryota, Metazoa, Arthropoda, Insecta, Diptera, Drosophilidae.